AUGUUGGAUUGCGGACCAGGGAGAAGCUCAGCGAUGCGGAUUUCUUCACAAAUUGCAUCGAGAGACGUAGUGGAACGUUUGACUCGAAAGUGGAAGGCAGAAAAGGAAAACCUACAACGGUUGCCGCCAACAAAAUGUGCUCGCCGCUUCAAAAAAACAAAAGUGGUGGGAAUUGAGGAAGCUGUGUAUAGGUGCAUUGUACAGAAGCGAGAAGCAAGCAGAGCUGUGAUGGUUAAGGACAUUAAAGCUGAAGCUUUACGGUUCAAAUGCCCUUUGCCAUCAUUUAUGGAAAGACCGUGGAUAAAGUUAGAACUGAAGCUGUGUAUAUUGAUUCGACAGGGCACGAAAAAUCGAAUUUUACCGUUGUCUUCUCCGUAA
Messenger RNA from Necator americanus (New World hookworm), 378 nucleotides. RefSeq lists its product as uncharacterized. The transcript has a single exon. The record is from RefSeq and is a predicted model, not a curated record. Lineage: Eukaryota; Metazoa; Nematoda; Chromadorea; Rhabditida; Ancylostomatidae. Bases 1 to 378 code for a protein of 125 amino acids.